This is a messenger RNA of Halteromyces radiatus, 924 nucleotides long. RefSeq lists its product as uncharacterized. The transcript has 3 exons. Bases 152 to 781 code for a protein of 209 amino acids. Lineage: Eukaryota; Fungi; Mucoromycota; Mucoromycetes; Mucorales; Cunninghamellaceae. The record is from RefSeq and is a predicted model, not a curated record.
AAGGAAAGGCAGACAACAAGAAGGAAACGAAGGACGCAUACUAGCAAGGAAGUGUUCGCUGCUUGGGAUAUAUUUGACCGUAUAGCAAUGGAUAACUUGAUUUAAAACUGACGAGAAUGGCAAAAAAGAUAACGGCGAAGAUCAAGAUGACAUGGAAGAAGUCAAAGCUGAGGACAAUACUGAUGAUGAUGAUGAUGAUGAUGAUGACAAAACUGAGGACAAGGAUGGUGAUGAUGACAUGGAAGAAGUCAAAGCUGAGGACAAGGAUGAUGAUGAUGAUGAUGAUGAUGAUGACAAAACUGAGGACAAGGAUGAUGAUGAUGACAAAGCUGACGUCGAGGAUGAAUGCAAUACAGGCGACGAGAACGAUGACGAUGAUGGCGAUGAAGAUGAAUGUGACAAGCAUGUGGAUAUCAACCCGUGUAUUUCUACUUUGAUUUGUGAAGAAACUUCCGUUUUACUAUAUCGGAUCUUACGACAAUAUAUCAAGGAUAUCAUAGCUAUGGUUAUUUGGACCCAGAGAUACCUUAUUACUGGCGAUGAUAAUGAACAAAAUGACAGUGAUGAUGAAGAAAAUGAUAGUAGCAACGACAAUACUGAUGAUGAAGUAAUAGAAGAUGACAUUACUGACGACGAAGCAAUAAAAGAUGAAAAUACUGAUGGCGAAGCAACAAUAGAAGAUACCAAAGUAAUAUCAUUUUCAUCAUCUUCAAAACGUAAAUCAACAUCCACUUCAAAACAACCUAGAAAAAAGAAAAAAGUGACGAAAGUGAAUUCAUAAGAUGCACAUCUCCAAGAUUCUAUCAACCUAUUUUGGUCAUAAAAAUGGCAAGUUUGAUAGGGAUACCUUGGAUCUGAUUACAGAAGGGAUGGUGGAGGCGAAUAUUAACAACGACAGUGACAAUGAUGACAGCUCUGAUGAAG